CUCUCCGCAAGCAUCCCCUCCCACAUCAUCCUACACCGGGGUGUCGGAUUCCCCAAUUGGCUAUUCUUUCGUUUGUACAAACACAUGCUGUACUUCAUGUUCGCUUCAUUAUUACCCGCCCGUUUGAUAUAAUCGAGGUCGCCCUCGCCGCCGUACGCGCGUACACGUAGCCCUCGAGGCAGUUGCGCAUCUAUCCAGCAGUCGCCAUGGUCGCCCCUCGGAAAGCCGCGCUCCUGGAGGAGAGCGCGGAAGUCGAAGUGCUCUUCGCCAACAUGGAGAAAAUGAAGACGCUCACCAAGAAGAUCCAAGGCUCCGUUAAUAGGCUCGAUGCGAGCGGAAAGGCAGUCCAGGAAGCAAUCGGCCCAAUCUACGGCAACACGCAAAAGCUGCAGAUAGCAAACACAAACGUCGACCGUAUAAUAGACGCAAUCGACCGCCUCCGAGCCCCGCGCGAAGAAAGUGCAAAGGAAGAGAGGAUUAUCCGCGCUGGACCUGGACGAGGAGACCUGGACGGCUACAUUGCUUCGCUCGACCGCACCAAUAUGAGCCUCGCAGACCUCAAGCGCACCAACCUUCGCUCCAACGAACAAGCCGUCGCAGAGCUUAGUGGGCUCUUGAAGCUGGGCAACAAGCAAUUGGAGGAUGUGUUCCGCGGCAUACUGCAGGAUAGCGCGAGAGAGAAGGUCCAGGCAUUGGAAUAUGUCGCAAAGCAGAAUCCCUUCCCUCGUAUGCCCCAAGAUAAGCUCCAGAGCUUACGCAGCAUCAACUCGCACAUUUCCAAGUCCUUCGCCCAGUUAUCGCAGGUCGAUCUUUCGCAGACUCCCACACGAAGAAUAUACGCAGAUGUCCGGGGCGAAUACCUAGAGAGUGCAUUGAGGAGUCUCAUGCAGGCGACCAUCAGCACAGCCAGGAAGGUGCAGGCAGAUGCGCUGUACAAGAAGGGUACUAAUGGUAUCGGCACAUACGUCCAAGCGAUAGAGGGUCUCUUUGUGGCGGAGUUCGACAACCUGAACUACGUCUUCGACAGAGAGGAAUGGAGCGAUGUCUACGAGUCAACGUGCCAGGUCCCACUGCAGGACUUUAGCAAGACUCUGCGUGAGCUGAAUGGGCAUAUUCAGAAGAACUUGCUGACGGACUGCUUCCUUGGAUAUGAGAUUUGCGGGUUGGUCCGGACGCUGUCGAUGCGACUGCAAAAGCAGACUGGCGCCCUGAAGGAUCAGAUCUACGACAGCGUAAAGCCGGUUAGAGAGACGUCGAAAACGUCGCUGAGCAAGAUGCUCGAAGACACGCGGUCAAGAACGCAAGGACUCAUUGCGCUUCCUAUCGACGGCGGCCCGGUGGACAUCACAACACAGACGAUGCGACGCUUGCAAGAGAUGACCAACUACCUCGAACCACUCGCGUCGAUAUUGGCAUCUCUGGGUGAGGGCGGCUGGAACUCUGGAUCGGCCAAUAACUCAUCCACAACUUUGGAUGUUGGACCGGACGGCGUGAAGCUGUUCGGGUCAUAUGCGGCGGAUACUGUCGAUACACUUUUGCAGAACCUGAUUGGCAAAGCAAAGACACUACUGAAGGGCAAGAACCUACAAGGCGUCUUCAUGGCGAACAACAUUGCUAUCAUCACACGUAUCAUCCGCUCUUCAGAACUUGCACCGCUCAUGGACGGCUACUCCAAAAAGCUGGCAGACUGGCGUAAGCAAGGCACGGCCAUGUAUCUUGAAGCGUGGCGUGAGCCGUCAGGGUACCUACUGGAUGUGCAGUACACGAACCGUAGCAAGGAGCGCCCAACGUCAGGCGGUGCAGAUUCAGCAGCUAUCGUAAAGUCUCUCAGCUCCAAGGACAAGGAUGCAAUCAAGGAGAAGUUCAAGAACUUCAACACAAGCUUCGACGAUCUCGUCACACGACACAAGGCGUACGCAAUGGAGCCCGAAGUGCGGAACCAGCUUUCCAAGGAGGUACAAAACAUCAUCGAGCCCCUGUACAACCGGUUCUACGACCGCUACCGGGAGAUCGACAAGGGGAAGGGCAAGUACGUCAAGUACGACAAGACCGAGUUGAACAGGGCAUUGGCGAGCUUUGCAUAGCGAGAAACUGCGGCGUUGGAUUGGAGUUGUUUGCUUGGGACAUGCGCAAAAUACCCUUUGAUUUGCAUAGAUAAGACGAUGAACUGGAUAUGGGUAUGCUGAUGGUCGGGAUGGACGCGAUGUAAUUGGACAAGUGUCGAGUCUCACAUCUCGUGUUCUGUGGUGCCACGCUGCAGCAGCGUGAGUGGCAGCCUUGGGGUGCGACAGCGGUGUCAGGGUUGAGGCAGAUAGUCGUGAGGAAGCAGCGACCGCUUAAUGUCUAGUCAACGCACUGCUC
Messenger RNA from Alternaria rosae, 2361 nucleotides. Its product is annotated as exocyst complex protein exo70. The coding region runs from base 207 to 2084 and encodes 625 amino acids. Gene Ontology annotation, molecular function: phosphatidylinositol-4,5-bisphosphate binding. Gene Ontology annotation, cellular component: exocyst. The record is from RefSeq and is a predicted model, not a curated record. The transcript has 2 exons. NCBI's taxonomy places the organism in Eukaryota, Fungi, Ascomycota, Dothideomycetes, Pleosporales, Pleosporaceae. Gene Ontology annotation, biological process: exocytosis.